Molecule: messenger RNA, 4941 nt
Organism: Diabrotica balteata
Lineage: Eukaryota; Metazoa; Arthropoda; Insecta; Coleoptera; Chrysomelidae
Source: the annotation of a GenBank genome assembly
CUUUGUGGCGGCUCGACCAGAGACGUUGCUACCCUUAUACUUUACAACCCCUGUUUAUUUUGGUUUUGGUUUGCGACUAUUAUUAUUUUGGUGCGCGGAUUUUGUUCUGUGGACUGCGUAGUGACAGUUGCUUAAUUUUGCUUCUUAGUUUUGUGAUUUAAGUGUACUUUAUAGCUGUAUAUUGGAUUUUGUUUUGAAGUUUGAACUGUUUUUUAUUGACGAUUGGUGCUUUGAAAUGACCUAACAACUUAUAUGGGAUUCUGAAUAAGGAAUGACCGGUUCUAUAUGUUGUCGACUAUGGCCACUGUCACAUCUGGCAUCAUAUCACCAAAUUCAUUCGGCCUGACUCCAGAUACUAUCAAAAUGGAAAACGUCGACGACUACUCCCGCUACCACGACCAGGAACCCUUCGACUCUAACGCGAACUCCAGCGACUCAGAUCAGGACAACUACGUGGCGUCUCCGAAGAACGAGCUACCGAAACGUAACAAGCGCAAAAACUUUAAGCCGCGUUGUUCAAACAUCACCUAUUCCGACACCAACGACCCGUACAACAACGAGGCACUGAACCUGAGCGAGUACAACGACAAUAAUAACGUAAAUAAUAAUGUUAGACGGAGGAAAACUUUGGCGACGAGGAAGUUGGUGGUCGAUCCGAGAUUUAGUCCGAUGGAUUUGAGUAAAAACAACGACAGCGAGUCGAAUACUGACUCUGAAAGUAACGAUAGAGAAAGUAACUACCCUAAUUCUGAUUACGAGGGUAACAAUAGUAGCGAGAACGAUUCGAAGAUACCUCAGAGCUUUUCUAUACAUAAUCUGUCUAAGCCUCACGUGCCGGACUUUACACAAACUCCGCCGCAUCUGAGCCAAGAACAGGUUAUGGAAAUGAGACAGUAUGCCAUGAACACAAUGAGAGAGUUGCUGGGGAUUUAUGGGUUAACGUCUGAGGUAGCGGAGAGCAUCAGCAGGCAGUUACCUAUGGCGGCGUUCAGUAGUGGUAAAAUAUUUGAAAACUUCAGUCUCAACCCUCCCGUAAAAAAAGAGGGAACACCUCCAUCACAGCCACCUACACCUCCUUCGACUCCUCUAUCGCCAAAAUCUAACGAUACCACCCCGAAACUAUUAAGCACUCCCUUUACGCCUACACUAACCUUACCGCAUUCUCAAUCUAGUCAAAAAAUACCUCAAGUACCCCCAAUCACCUGCCAAAGCACGCCUCUGAACCUCAUGGGGAAGAAGCAUCAACAACAACAGCCAUACACCAAUGGUACUUUACCUCAUUCUCCAGAUAUGCUGUAUACUAGCGCCGAGAUUGAAGCUAUCAGGAGAGUUAAUGAAGAAACUAUGAAUUUAGAAAAGACUACGCCUAGUGGGAGGUUUGAUGGACCAAUUUUAUUUCAGGGGAUUUUUCCUUCGAAUUUUCUUCCAUUUUCCCAAGCAUUAAAGACUGAAUCUUCUAGCCCUCCCCCACUAGAGCCAAAUCCACUAAAUGCAAUGAUGGCACAAUCUUUAGCGCCAACAACACCCAGAGAAUCAAUCUCAUCGUCUUCCAACCAUCUCGUACACAAAACUUCGAGUCAACUGGACUAUUCUAAAUACGUGAAAAAGUUCUCGUCGUCCUUGGAAUGUGGCAGUACUUACUGCAAGGACCUCAACUACAGGGAACAUUUCCACUGUCUGGAUUGUAAUUCGAGGGUAUUUAUCAAGAAGGAAGAAAUGAUCCGCCAUUUUAAAUGGCACAAAAAGAGAGAUGAAUCCCUACAGCAUGGAUUUAUGAGGUACAGUCCUUUGGACGACUGCGGUGACAAAUUUUCCAACUGUACACACAACAAGAAACAAACCCAUUAUCAUUGUAUCAAAGAAGGGUGUGAUAAGGUAUACAUAUCAACGUCUGAUGUACAAAUGCACGCAAACUAUCACCGAAAAGAUUCGGCAAUCAUUCAAGAGGGCUUCCAAAGGUACCGAGCUACCGAAGAAUGCGGUGCUAGUUACUGUGCGUUUUUUGGCCAAAGAACUACACAUUUCCAUUGUCGGAGAAGUGGCUGUCGUUUCACGUUCAAAAACAAAAGCGAUAUGGAGAAACAUAAGUCAUAUCAUAUCAAAGAUGAGCAACUCUCGAGAGACGGUUUCAAGAAAUUUAUGAAGAACGAAAAAUGUCCGUUCGACAACUGUCGGUUCUCGAAAGUGUGUAAUCACAUACACUGCAUUCGCCCACAGUGCAGCUACGUCUUGCAUAGCUCAGGCCAACUGUUUUCCCACAAACGCAAACACGAGCGUAAAGACUCAGAACUGGCGUACAGAAAGUAUAAGUUAGCCCAAAGUAUGUUGAAGACUUUGACUGAUGGUCCUGUACCGCCCCCUUUGAAUUUUGCUAGAGACUACGAGGCUCAAAUUGACAGUUUAAAUUUGUCUCUUUAUAAUCAAUCCUCAGGAGCAAUGUCCAACAUGUCUAACAUGUCCAACACUGAGAGUUUAAGCGAGAGAAACUCUCCAGUGAGCUACGAGGAAUCUGAGUCUAUUUCUGCGAUAGAUUUAAGCGCUAAUGAAUCUAAUUUUGCUCAAGAAGAUACCAUUUCCUUCAACAGUGAAGACUUCUGGCGCAAAUACUGUCAAUUUGUGCCUGAGAAUCAAUGCCCGAACGACAAAUGUGAAUACGCCUUCACGGAUCACUUCCAUUGCUUCGUUGAGAACUGCGAUAUGACAUUCAAUACUAAAGAAUCUGCCAGAGAACACGCUAGAAAUCACGAACAACAGGAAAUGAUCACAGACAACUACUUCACCACUGUUACAGUACAAAGCGGAGAAUGCGAAGAAAAUUGCGUCUACCAAGACAAAGAAAAACAUUAUCACUGCAACUGGGAAAAUUGUAGGGAAGUUAUUCUUCCAAUCGACAAACCAUUUAGACGUUUGGAACAUUACAAAAUGCACGAAUAUUCCAAGAAGCUCAGUCUAACUAAGGAUCCUCUAACUAUGACGCAUCUAUCCAGCAGCAUCGAUGGAAUGUUUUGCAGAAAACGUGGAAGGCCACCAAAGAAUAGAGUAAUCGAAGUAUGGAAUGAUUAUAACCCUAUGGGUACCCAAACCCUUAUGGACAGUCCACAAGCUAUCUUCACCAGCUUUAAACUUCCAAAACCAUCAGCAACGCCCUCUAGUAGCAAAGAGAUCGAACAACAAGAUUCCAAUGACGACAGAUCAAGCACCCAUAGUCCAACGCCACAGGACUAUUCUCUCCAAGGCUUUGAUGUCUUUAAUGAAAAUACCAAAUGCCCCGACACGUUGUGUCCAUAUCUAGGGUCAACGCACUUCCAUUGCGUCCAAAAUAGAUGCCUCUAUGUCACAGAGAAAGAAGAUACUUUAGUCCUACACGCUAAAGAUUUCCACGAUAAUGUAGAAAUAUUAGACGGGUUUGAGUUCUACGAUAGAAACAUAGAUUGCAGGCUUCACAACUGUCCCAGUAACAAAAUCAACCGACAUUUCCACUGCACACGACCGAACUGCAACUAUUCCUUUGUUCAGUAUUCAUCAAUGGCGAUUCAUAAUCAGAAACAUGCGGAAGAACUUGCUCAUGCCUCUCAAAGCACCUUUAUUCAACCUAAACUGGAGAUUCGAGUGAAGAGCGAGGCACAAUUGACGGAUCAAAGAUUGGAACCUAGUGAUGGACAGUUCAAAGCUAUUAAUUUGAGCCAAGCAGGAGAAAACAAUAAAGUAUCAGAACCAACGCAGAUUCAUGAAACAAUGACUCCAACAACAGGUAGCAACAUCCUGUACGGGCCAGAGAUCAGUUGCUCCAGGCCUUUCUGUAAACUGAAAAGGAAGUACCACUAUCACUGCAACGCUUGCAACCAAGCCUUCAGCGAAUUGGAUAGAUUGUUGGUUCACGUAGCAAAACACAGCAGCGGGGCUCUGAAUAGUCAAACGCAAGAGGAACACUCUCCACAAUCGUUUUCUCCUCCAUCACCCCAAAUUCCUGUAUCUUCUACGACGUCGAAACCUUCGACCGAAAGCAAAAUCUCCAUCGCACCUAUACAAACGUUACAAAGUCCUUCUGUUAGUCAAAUCAGUCAACAACAGAAAGAAUCUCACGAAACUUACCUCCCACCUACAUUCGACGCAUAUAGUCAUUUUAACAAUUUUCCCGCCAAUUUACAAUUCGCUAUAAUGUCGCAACAACAGCAGAUGCAAAACCCUUUCUUAUCCCAAAGCCUCUACCAGAAUCCUCAGCUGAUGUUCCAACACGCGCAAUUGAUGCAAAGUCCCCUCCUUGCUCCCCAAUCCCCAUAUCCUGGAGAGAACCUUACCAGUCCUCUUGCUGCAAUGGCUGCUAACUUAAAUAAGAGAGCAAUGAGCCCUCACGACAUUUCCACUGAUGCCAAGAAGGCAAGAAUUCAAAAUUCGAUGAGGAUAUUGAAGGACGAGCCAGUUCCCGAUGGAUAUCUCCGGUUCAGGUUUAACGAAGACUGCCAGUAUCAGCACUGCGGAUACAGGGAACACCAGACGCACUUUCAUUGCCAGAGGCAGGAUUGUGGAUACAGUUUUUGUGAUAAGACUAGAUUUGUGCAACAUACGGCGAGGCAUGAAAGGCUUGAUACACUUAUGGGAGGAGAUUUCCAGCAGUACCGGGCAAACGUAGCGUGUGGCCGAGCAGACUGUGCCUAUACGGCAAAUUUAGGAUCGACCCAGAACAAGGCAUCCCACUUCCACUGCCUCAAAUGUGAUUUCGUAUGUACGGACACCAACAAAGUGGUGGCCCACAGACGGCAGCACCAAAAAUUAGACUCUAUCCAAGCCGCCGGUUUCGAGAAGUUCACCCCCAGCCAAAUAUGCAGAGUACCGAACUGCCAGCACAGUGGCAAACAAACGCAUUACCAUUGUUUGCAGUGCCAGUACGCAGUACUAGGACUUGCGCAAAUGUCCGCGCAUAAGUACAGACAUAUGGAGUGA